UGAGUUCCGUUAAAAAGUUAUAGGCUUGAAACAAAUAUUCAUUUCAUUAUAGUGCUUCCUAGAUCAGCAAGAAGUUGUAGAAUUGAAAUGGAUAUAUUCUUAUAGUAGUUGUAUAGAGUGCCAUAUGGUCUGCUCUGUCCAAUCUGUUAUCCUGCCAUCUUAGUUACCAUAUGUCCAUAUGUCAUGUACUUUCACUGUAACUGCUAAAGCUGUUGGAUUCUUUUACAUGAUCUUGUGGAGUGUGGACAUUUCAAUGUUCAUAUAUAACUACCAUAUUGUCAGUGUUACUUCAUAUGGUUCUACUUUCCCUUCCCAAAUUGAAAGCAAUCGUCUGCCUUUACAGUUCCUAUGCUGAAUUUUUUUCCCCAAUGCUCGUCCAUGCAGGCCGUAUGGCAUCAUAUACAUUCUCUUCUUCCUCUACGAGAUGCUGCACGCGUUGCCUGCGUGUCUCAUUCGUUUCGACGUUCUUGGAGAUGUCUUCCCAAUCUCAGCUUAACUAGGGAAACACUGGGUUUGAAAGGCGGGGUCGGUGGGAUAUCAUCUAAAAUAGCGCUUGAUCUUGCAAAGAGAACCGACCACAUUCUGAAAAACCACUCAGGCGUUGGCGUGAAGGCACUCAAACUUGAAAUACGUGAAUUUCCCUUUUUCAGCACCUCAUGUGAUGAUCUCAAUCGUUGGCUUGGUAUUGCCGUUAGACCAGGGAUUGAAGAACUUUAUCUGCAGCUUCAUUCAUCUCAUGCGGACGUGUACAACUUCCCAUGCACACUUCUACUUGAUGGGAGUGGCAAGUCGAUUCGGCACCUUCAUCUCGGUGAAUAUGCCUUCCGUCCCACAGCUGGAGUUGGCUGCUUAAGAAGCCUGACUAGUUUGGAACUGUAUGAUGUGCAUAUUACAGGGGAUGAGUUAAUGUGCCUUCUUUCCAGUUCAGUUGCUUUGGAGAAAUUGACACUAGCGUAUUGCGAUGAGUUGAUUUUCCUGGAGAUACCUAGCCUGCUGCAGCGGCUUAGCCACCUGGUUGUCCACGACUGCUUAAAUCUGGAAGUGAUAAAGAAUAAGGCCCCUUAUCUCUACAGUUUUGAAUAUGGUGGUGCCCUGGUACGACUAUCACUUGGUGUUUCAUUGCAAAACCUUGACAUUGAUGCUUCAGGGUGGGACGUUAUUCAUUAUGCUGGUGCCAAACUUCCAUGCAUGGUGCCAAAUCUUGAAGCUCUUAACAUACAUUCGUCUUAUGUGAGGGAUAUACUGGUGGUACCUGGCAAAUUCCUCCACCUCCAGCAUCUGUGUAUUGGGACAUUUACCCCAGACUAUGAUUAUUUCUCUCUGGUUUCUUUUCUUGAUGCUUGUCCUUCCUUGGAGACUUUCAUAUUGUCUGCAGAGCCGGAUUGCAUGGAGCAAGAAUCAGUUUUAGGAGAUUCUUUUCAUGAUCUAAGGCAGAUGCCAGGACACAUGCAUAGGAACAUCAAGGAUGUGCAGAUCAUUGGUUUUUGUUCUGCGAAGAGCAUGGUUGAGCUGACAUGCCAUAUUCUUCAGAAUUCAAAGCUGCUUAAGCGCCUUAAACUGAGCACCUGUUACAAUGGUGAGAUUUUGUGUUCCUACAACAAUAACGGUAAAUGUCUCCCGAUGAGUAGGGGUAUGAUGAUGGAAGCCCAUAAAGCUCUCUUGGCGGUGGAAAGAUAUAUUUUGGGGAAAGUUCCCUCAACCGUCGAGUUAGAACAGGGCCGAGCCGGCAAAAUCCGAGGCCCGGUGCAAAACUCUAAAAUGGGCCCUAUCUUACUAAGAAAAACCUACGUAAACAUACAACUAUAAUAAUAUAAAGAUCACAAUAUUUUACAUACCUAUUUUUUGUUUCUUCAAGCGCUUUUGGUAACCAGAUUCAUUUAUUUUAAAUGAAGACAUGACUUAAUACUUGUAUCUUGCAAUACUAAACGCUUCAUAGAUGAAAAGAAUAAAAUUUAAAAAAAUUAGUACCACUAAAUAGCAGGCAGAAAGCGAAACAAAGUUAAAGGAUCACAAAAACGCCGAUUAUUGACGCGAAGACGAUUAAAAUUUCCAGAUAGAAAGUUGGCCUGAACUUUCCUUGCCUUUAGAUUUCAGAUUCAGAUGAAUGAGGUCCUCUCUGCUGGCUACUCUUCGGCCGAUCCUGCCCUCCCACGUCCUGUCCCCUUACUCGUGAAAAGGAUCUACUCGUCGAAUUGGAACUGAAGUACUGAACAUCUCGACCCUGGAUUCAACACCAAGGAAAGAGGAUUGGAGAGGAGUCAGGAGCCCUAACCUGCCGCGUGGAGCGAUGGCCGCCAGCUGCAGACGAAGUUUCCCCAGCUCCAGAUGAAGGAACUCCUCGUCCUUUCGCUCGUCUCGAUCGAAUCUAGCGAUGGAUGAGGCCUUACUCCGAUGGCAACAGAGAUCCACAUUGAAGACUGAAGUCUGAAGAGGCCCAUCUAUAGUUCUAUACAAAGGAGUAAUACUACUGCGUAAUUUUUUUUUUGGGGCCCUUGAAAACGGGAGGCCCUGUGCAAGCGCACAGGUCGCACCCCCUUGGGCUCGGGCCUGGUACUAAGGAUCGUGGUUAGUUGGCCCCUCCGAAGGCAGGACAAGAACAACCGCAGCAAAACAGCAGAAAUUAGGUGUGAUGCACAUCCAGGAAGCAUUCAACGAGGUCAAUACUCUUCUUCGGCAGCAGGCGUAGAAAGCAGAGCUAACGCCUGGCGUUCCGCGAAAAGAGCGGGGAGUUGGAGCUAACGCCAGUGAUCAUUUUCUCAUAUCACCAUUUAUUUCAGGCCAAUGCCAGCCACCAUUGGAGAUGGCAAGCAAACCGAUUUUGGCACUCCGCAUGGUUAGGCAGUGGGCUGCGUUCGGACUCCAUUGUUUGGAAGCUCACGGCAGACGGGGGUCUA
Molecule: messenger RNA, 2894 nt
Organism: Triticum aestivum (bread wheat)
Lineage: Eukaryota; Viridiplantae; Streptophyta; Magnoliopsida; Poales; Poaceae
Product: putative FBD-associated F-box protein At1g61330
Exons: 3
Coding region: 349-1806 (485 amino acids)
Molecular function (GO): protein binding
Source: RefSeq, a predicted model, not a curated record